AUGGAGUCGAUUUCUGACACUAUCUGGGACGUCGUUAUAUGUGGCACGGGUCUCCAGCAGUCUCUACUGGCGCUGGCUCUUUCUCGUUCUGACAAGAAAAUCCUGCACAUUGAUCCGAAUGAAUACUAUGGUGGCGCCGAAGCAUCCUUGAGCCUGCAGGAGGCAGACGCGUGGGCCAGCCGGUAUGGUGGCCUCGAGCCAUCGACAUCUGCAGUGCCUGUCUUCUCGAAUGUCUCUGUGUCUCGGCUGGAGAGCCAUGAAGACGGAGCGGUGUUGGCGAGCAGCAAUCCCAAGCUCGCAGCAUCCCGCUCCUAUGCUCUAGCUCUAGCGCCACAGCUCCUGCAUAGCCGGUCGGCCUUGGUGAAUCGGCUCGUAUCCUCGCAGGCCUAUCGGCAACUGGAGUUCCUCGCCGUCUCUUCCUUUUUUGUCGUCGAAGAGACGGCCGGCUCUUCCUCUCCUGUCCCCUCGCUAGUCCGCAUACCUGCAACGCGCGAGGAUGUUUUUGCCACCACGGCCUUGGGCCCACGGGAAAAGCGCAAGCUGAUGAAGUUUCUCAAGUUUGUCAUCGCCCAUGGCAGCGACGAGGAUGCAGUUUCUUCUCUGCCAGGCGAAAGCAGCAGCAGCAAGAACACUGCAGAGUGGCAGUCGCAGGCGACAGCACCGUUUGGCGGCUUUCUGCAGAGCGAAUUUGAUCUUGAUGGCCGCAUCCGUGACUAUGUCCUGGCGUUGACACUCUCGCUCGACGGCGCCGACACUACGGUAGCGGACGGUAUCUUCCGCCUUCACCGGCACAUCACGUCUAUGGGUGCGUUCGGUCCAGGUUUCGCGGCUGUCUACCCCAAGUGGGGUGGCUGUAGUGAGAUAUCCCAGGUUUCUUGUCGUGCCGGAGCAGUAGGAGGUGCCGUCUACAUGCUUGGUGCUGGCAUUCGAAACUUGACACAGGUGGCAGCAGAGGCCGAAGACCCGGAGAAGCAGGACAAGCUUGUCGAUUUGGAGCUGACAAACGACAUUCACGUCAAGGCCAGACUUAUCAUCGGUGGCGAUGAGGAGUUGGGGACAACUCCUGCCCUGGUUUUGUCGCCGGGCUCGUCAGAGGGCCUGCGGCCUUCUGCAUCCAAAGCGGGCACGCAGCGACUCAGCCGGUUGGUGGCUGUCAUCGGCGCUUCGCUUCCGUUCCUGUUCACUCCGCCAGUCGAAGGCGCACCCGUGGCUGGCGGCGCCGUGGUGGCUAUUCCGGCUGGACGGCCAGUUCUUGCUGAAGGUUUGGCACCGGAACAUCCUGUAUUUGCCAUGGCGCACUCGAGUGACACGGGGGAAUGCCCCCUGGGACAAUGCGUGUUGUACCUGGCAACAGUCCACACGGACAAUGCCAAGGCCGUACUCAACAGCGCACUGGACACUUUGCUAGCGGCCUUUGCAAAAAGAAAUGACGAAGCUAGCCCAGCUGUGCCACCGCAGCAGCUGCCGUGUCUAUACAAGCUGUAUUACGAGCAGCUUAGUUGUGGUGGCGCGCCGAGUAGUCAGCCGGCGGCAGAUUCAGCCAGCAGCUCUCGCCAGCAGCAAGAAUCCGUAUUGUGCUUCACGCCACUGCCGGCCGACUUGACAGUCCCAGACGGAUCAUUGGAUGCUGUACGCGGAGCAUGGAUGCGUGUUAUGGGCCACAAAGGCGUUGGCGAAGAAGCGGGUGUCAAAAGUGACGGAUAUAUGGUGUUUACGGACCGAGAAGGAGGCGAUAUGGACGAUGAUGCGUAUGACUGA
Grosmannia clavigera kw1407 is the source of this 1758-nucleotide messenger RNA. RefSeq names its product rab geranylgeranyl transferase escort. Gene Ontology annotation, biological process: protein geranylgeranylation; small GTPase-mediated signal transduction; vesicle-mediated transport. Gene Ontology annotation, cellular component: Rab-protein geranylgeranyltransferase complex; nucleus; cytosol. The transcript has 3 exons. The coding region runs from base 1 to 1758 and encodes 585 amino acids. The record is from RefSeq and is a predicted model, not a curated record. Gene Ontology annotation, molecular function: GDP-dissociation inhibitor activity. NCBI's taxonomy places the organism in Eukaryota, Fungi, Ascomycota, Sordariomycetes, Ophiostomatales, Ophiostomataceae.